AUGGUCACUUGGACUGCCAGCUCCAUCACCCUGAAGGAGACAGCGCCCCAGGGCCAGGACCCUCAAGUCCAAACCUGCUUUGUGCAACGGGACCGGGCGGGCAUCCUGGAGAACAGCAAGAGCAUGCAGGACACCAGAAUCGCCACUGAGGCUGAAAGCCAAGCCCCGCUCCACCUUCGCUGUGUGGGCCAGGGUGUUAAAGUGCUGGCACUGUGCACAGGAAAGACGGUUGGGGUGACCUUUGUGACAGCCCAGCCUGACACGGCCCCUCCCUCCCGUGCAAGGGGCCUGUGCAGCUGGACAGAGGCCAGCGUGGCCGCCCUGGACCCAGUGAGGAACCUGAGAGUGGAGGAUCAGACCAACAGCUCCGUCACCCUGAGCUGGGAGGCCCCCGAGGGUCUCAACCCGAAAUCCACCUACUGGGUUCAGUGGACUCGAGAUACCCCCAACCCAGUGAGAAACCUGACCGUGGAGGCCCAGACCACCAGCUCCAUCACCCUGAGAUGGGAGGUCCCUGAGGGCCCACACCCACAGAACUCCACCUACUGGGUCGAGUGCACCGGAGACGGUGGCAGAACGGAGAAUCGAAACACAACAGACACCAAUGUCACCGUGGAUGGACUUGAACCCGGGUCCUUGUAUACGUUUUCUGUGUGGGUAGAGAAAAAUGGAGUAAAUAGCUCUGAGGAGACUGUCACUAAUGCUACGGCCCCCAAUCCAGUGAGAAACCUGACCGUGGAGGCCCAGACCACCAGCUCCAUCACCCUGAGAUGGGAGGUCCCUGAGGGCCCACACCCACAGAACUCCACCUACUGGGUCGAGUGCACCGGAGACGGUGGCAGAACGGAGAAUCGAAACACAACAGACACCAAUGUCACUGUGGAUGGACUUGAACCCGGGUCCUUGUAUACGUUUUCUGUGUGGGUAGAGAAAUAUGGAGUAAAUAGCUCUGAGGAGACUGUCACUAAUGCUACGGCCCCCAACCCAGUGAGAAACCUGACCGUGGAGGCCCAGACCACCAGCUCCAUCACCCUGAGAUGGGAGGUCCCUGAGGGCCCACACCCACAGAACUCCACCUACUGGGUCGAGUGCACCGGAGACGGUGGCAGAACGGAGAAUCGAAACACAACAGACACCAAUGUCACCGUGGAUGGACUUGAACCCGGGUCCUUGUAUACGUUUUCUGUGUGGGUAGAGAAAAAUGGAGUAAAUAGCUCUGAGGAGACUGUCACUACUGCUACGGCCCCCAACCCCGUGGGAAGCCUGACCGUGGAGGCCCAGACCACCAGCUCCAUCACCCUGAGAUGGGAGGUCCCUGAGGGCCCACACCCACAGAACUCCACCUACUGGGUCGAGUGCACCGGAGACGGUGGCAGAACGGAGAAUCGAAACACAACAGACACCAAUGUCACCGUGGAUGGACUUGAACCCGGGUCCUUGUAUACGUUUUCUGUGUGGGUAGAGAAAAAUGGAGUAAAUAGCUCUGAGGAGACUGUCACUACUGCCACGGCCCCCAAUCCAGUGAGAAACCUGACCGUGGAGGCCCAGACCACCAGCUCCAUCACCCUGAGAUGGGAGGUCCCUGAGGGCCCACACCCACAGAACUCCACCUACUGGGUCGAGUGCACCGGAGACGGUGGCAGAACGGAGAAUCGAAACACAACAGACACCAAUGUCACCGUGGAUGGACUUGAACCCGGGUCCUUGUAUACGUUUUCUGUGUGGGUAGAGAAAUAUGGAGUAAAUAGCUCUGAGGAGACUGUCACUAAUGCUACGGUCCCCAAUGCAGUGAGAAGCCUCAGCAUGCAGGACUGGACCAACAGCUCCAUUGCCUUGCGCUGGACAGCUCCCCAGGGCCCAGGCCAGUCUUCCUACACCUACUGGGUCUCAUGCGUCGGGGAAGGCAUUACUGACCCCAGGACCCAAAGCACCUCAGGUACUGAAAUCACCCUAAAGGAACUGGAAGCCGGCAGCCUGUACAACCUCACCGUCUGGGCCGAGAGGAAUGAGAUCAGCGGCUAUAAAAGCACCCUCAGUGCAGCCACCGCUCCCAGUGAGGUCACGGAUCUCCAGAACAAAAAUCAGACUGACAACUCAGUCACACUAUGGUGGCAGGCCCCCAGAGACCCCCACUCUCAGCUGUACGUAUACAGGGUCCAGUGGGCCAGCGAGGGACAUCCCCAGAGGGAGCAAGAUCCCCAAGCGAAUUGGGCCAACCAGUCCAGCAGGACCAAUGAGACAUGGUACAAGGUGGAGGCCCUGGAACCCGGGACUCUGUACAACUUCACCGUGUGGGCAGAAAGAAACGACAUGGCCAGUUCCACGCAAAGCAUCCGUGUGUCCACAAACCCGGACACAGUCACCAUCACUUCCUGCGUCAGCACCUCAGGGGGCUAUGGAGUCAUCUUGACCUGGUCCUGCCCCCAGGGAGGCUACGAGGCCUUUGAGUUGGAGGUGGGUGGACAGCGAGGCUCCCAGGACAGAGCUUCGUGUGGGAAGGGUGUGUCUGUGUUGGGUCUCGGGCCGGCUCAGUCCUACCCAGCCACCAUCACGACCAUCUGGGACGGAAUGAGGGCCACCUCUGCCUCUGUGACCUGCCACACCGAGAGUGCAGGGGUCAUUGCCGGAGCCAUUGUGGGCAUCCUCCUAUUUCUCAUCCUGGUGGGCCUGCUUAUUUUCUUCCUGAAGAGGAGGAAUAAGAAGAACCAGCAGAAACCAGAACUCAGUGAUCUGGUCUUCAGCUUCCCAGGGGACAUCCUGGCUGAAGACUUUGCUGACCACGUCAAGAAGAAUGAGAAGGACAGCAACUGUGGUUUUGCAGUGGAGUACCAGCAACUGUCCCUGGUGGGCACCAGCCAGUCUCAGAUGGUGGCUUCAACUCCAGAGAACAACGCCAAGAACCGCUACAGAAAUGUGCUGCCCUAUGACUGGUCCCGGGUGCCCCUGAAGCCCAUCCCCGAGGAGCCAGGCUCUGACUACAUCAAUGCCAGCUUCAUGCCCGGUCUCUGGAGCCCCCAGGAGUUCAUAGCAACCCAGGGCCCCCUGCCACAGACAGUGGGCGACUUCUGGCGCCUGGUGUGGGAACAGCAGAGCCACACCCUGGUCAUGCUGACCAACUGCAUGGAGGCCGGCCGGGUGAAGUGCGAGCAUUACUGGCCUCUGGACUCUCAGCCCUGUACCCACGGGCACCUGCAGGUGACCCUGGAGAGUGAGGAAGUGACGGAGAACUGGACGGUCCGGGAACUGCAGCUCCUCCAGGUGAAGGAGCAGAAGAUGCUCUCCGUGCGGCAGUUCCACUACCUAGCCUGGCCGGAUCACGGCGUUCCCUCCUCCCCAGACACGUUGCUGGCUUUCUGGAGGAUGCUCCGGCAGUGGCUGGACCAGACCAUGGACGGAGGCCCACCCAUUGUGCACUGCAGUGCUGGUGUGGGCCGAACAGGCACCCUCAUUGCCCUGGAUGUCCUGCUUCGGCAGCUGGAGUGCGAGGGUCUCCUUGGGCCCUUCAGCUUCGUGAAGAAGAUGAGAGAGAGCCGGCCGUUGAUGGUGCAGACGGAGGCCCAGUACGUAUUCCUGCACCAGUGCAUCCUGCAGUUCCUCCAACAGUCAGCCCAGGCCCCAGCUGAGAAGGAGGCCAUAUAUGAGAAUGUUGAAAACCUUAUUUACGAAAAUGCAGCUGCCAUCCUGGCCCACCAGUUGGAGGUCUAAGUGAUGAGAGGGCUGAGCUGGCAGCCCAGGCAUCCUCAAGCUCUGGACGCCCUCUUGAACCCAGAUUCCUGGAAGAGCAGAGGGCUAGGCUGCCAGACUCCUGGAUGCUGUGGGAGGAGGGGGCUCGGAGCCCAAACUCCAGUUUCCCCAGGAGAGAGUGAUCUGGUGGACCUCAGCAUAUGACUUUAUGGGACCAGGGGAUCUGGAUUCCUGGUGCCUUGAAGGAGGAGAGGGGUGGGUGCUUGGAAUUCCUAGGUCUUUGAGGGAGGAGGAAGCUGGGAAUCUGGGAUGCAGGAAGAAACAGGCUGGGGCCUGGAUUCUGAGGCAGGAAGGAAUUCAGGUCUGGAAU
Saimiri boliviensis boliviensis (Bolivian squirrel monkey) is the source of this 4054-nucleotide messenger RNA. NCBI's taxonomy places the organism in Eukaryota, Metazoa, Chordata, Mammalia, Primates, Cebidae. The record is from RefSeq and is a predicted model, not a curated record.